Monodelphis domestica (gray short-tailed opossum) is the source of this 1031-nucleotide messenger RNA. RefSeq names its product mitochondrial ribosomal protein L24 (gene MRPL24). Gene Ontology annotation, cellular component: ribosome. Gene Ontology annotation, molecular function: structural constituent of ribosome; RNA binding. The record is from RefSeq and is a predicted model, not a curated record. Gene Ontology annotation, biological process: translation. NCBI's taxonomy places the organism in Eukaryota, Metazoa, Chordata, Mammalia, Didelphimorphia, Didelphidae.
GUCGGAACUGAGCUCCUCCGCAGAUCGGGAUGUGAGCACCACUUGAUUCCUAACUGGAGGGGCAAUUCGUUCCUUUCACCUUCUGCAGGAACUUGGUUACCUUUGGGAGAAGGGUCCUUGCCCCCGGGAUAUAAGGGCGUUAGGCGAAUGAAGACACAGAGAUAGACUUGUUCAUCCUCACGACCACUCCAGACAUUUUCCCUGGCUGUUCCCCAUGCAUGGGAUGCUUCCCCUCCUCAUCUGAGCCAUCUAAUUUCCUACAAAUAUGCGUCUGUCAGCCUUGCUUGCCCUGGCAGCCAAGGUCAACCUGCCUCCUAAUUAUCGAUAUGGAAUGAGUAAACCUGGAUCUAUGGCUGACAAGAGGAGAAACCCUCCCUGGAAAAGGCAGCGCCCAGUCCUUGUGGAGCCUAUACCUGAAGAUUCCUGGAAUGUGUUUUGUGGGGACAUAGUAGAAAUCCUGGAAGGCAAAGAUGCUGGAAAGCAGGGCAAAGUGGUUCAAAUCAUCAGGGAGAGGAACUGGGUUGUCUUGGAAGGACUGAAUACGCAUUUCCGAUACAUUGGAAGGAGCAAGGAUUACCGGGGGACCAUGAUCCCCAGUGAAGCUCCCCUGCUUUUCCGCCAAGUCAAGCUCGUGGAUCCCACUGACAGGAAGCCAACUGAAGUGCAAUGGAGGUUUACAGAGGAAGGUGAACGUGUCCGAGUGUCCCUGAGGACAGGGAGGAUCAUCCCAAAGCCUGAGUUCCCCAGACCGGAUGGCAUUGUUCCCGAACAGUGGAUUGAUGGCCCCAAAGACACAUCAGUGGAAGAUGCUCUGGAGAGAACUUAUGUCCCCUGUUUGAAGACCUUGGGAGAAGAGGUGAUGGAGGCGAUGGGAAUCGUGGAGACUCGGAGGCACAGGAAAGUCUACUGGUAUUAAGGCUAAAGAGAGGACUGUCUUCUUGCUACCUACCUCCCCUCAGGGUCACAAUCCUGGAGUCUAAAGAAUUGCAUUAUUUCCUUUUGUCCAAUAAAAAUAAAGAUUUUCUGAGGAA